Acanthochromis polyacanthus (spiny chromis) is the source of this 2263-nucleotide messenger RNA. RefSeq lists its product as uncharacterized. The record is from RefSeq and is a predicted model, not a curated record. Lineage: Eukaryota; Metazoa; Chordata; Actinopteri; Pomacentridae. The coding region runs from base 722 to 1333 and encodes 203 amino acids. The transcript is spliced from 5 exons.
AUUCUGCUAGCUUGCAUUUUUUGGACAGUUAGAAAACAUGCACCAGAUUCACAGGAAUAGGCUGAGGGGAUCAUUUUGUUUCCCAUUUACAAAGCCUGGACUGUGUACGAACACCAUAUUGUUUUCAGUGCAGAACAGUGUUAGAAGUGCAGACUUCACCUUUAAACCACUGGGGGUCAGCAUACAAUAUGUUUUCAGGGGCUGUUGAAGAAUCAGUGCAUGGAUGCAGCAUUUGACUUUCGUGAAGUAGAAGGACUUACAAGAGUAGCAUUUCCAAAAAAGCCCCAAAAAACAUGACCAUCCAAAAGACUGAAUCCUACAAUUUCACAGUGUCUCCACUCCACUGCCACGUGCCCCUCUGCCUCCCCUCACGUUUACGUCAUCAGGGUGUUUUUAUUCGAACUUUAGAAAGCUCCUCUGGGGCCACUGAGGACGAGACACAACUGUUUCCACAGACUGACAAAUCGACUCCGUCAUGACUGGAUUUGAUACAAGUAGAAACUGGUGGAGUGCCGCUUCAAGUUGCCUAUUUAAGCAGCUGAAUCUUCUGUUGGUGUUGAUGAUGCACUGUUCAUACGACACGGGGGGAGUAUUUCCUCUCAUGCUCCCACUACAUCAGAUUGAGACCUGUAAACCAAACGGGCCCCUUUUACAGGAAACUGUUUCUCCAUUUCAAGUGAAGUGAGAAAAAGACCACAGCUACAGCUAAGUGAAGUGCAACAUGAAGCGUAAAGGAUUGUGCCAAGCCAUCGUGUUCGUUGAGCUGCUGUUGGUGUAUUGUGCAACUCAGAGUCACCAAGUUAUUCAAGCAGGCUGCGAUGAAGAUGUUUCACUCAACUGUCCAGGUGUCGACUCCAUAGAUUUCCUCUCAGUGACGUGGUACAAGCAUGUCAACAGUCAAAAAUUUGGCAUUAUAAAAAAACGCAAACGUGACCAGGCACCGCUGAUGUACAGCUACGCUCGGAACGUCAGCUUUGGAGAGAAUUACAGUCUGUUCCUGCCCAGAGUGAAACCUCAAGAUUCGGGCACAUAUUUGUGUGAAAUUGGUGCAAAUGUAGGAGGUCAAAGCCAAUAUCCCACAGUCGACCUAACAGUAAAUGAGUGUGUGACCCAGGCUGACCCAACAAGUCAAGUUGCCGAUCUUUCACCAACAAAUGCACCAACAAAUGUAAUGAACAGAACUCAGCCCAUCCAAGUGCAGGAGCUGCCCAUCCUGUGGACCACAGCGGGUUAUGCGGCAGUGGCACUGGUUAAAAUUGUUCUUUCUCUAAUCAGCAUUUGGGUUCUUCGCAUCAGCUUUUCAAGGAAGCAACAGAGACGGCACUGCAGCUGAACAUUCGACCCGUUUGGAGACUUCAGGGAGGACAAAUCUUCUACACCAACAAUCAAAAAGAGCUUUAUUUUUGUGUUUUUGUAUUUAACAGGUGUCUUUUUUUUUGCAGACGGAUUGUCUUGAUAAGUGCUCUCAGUGUGUGAAAGUGUGCAGAGCCUGACCACUUGCUGCUUUUUUUUAUUAGCACAAAAGAGGCCAACAGGAACACACCACAGAGGAUGUAAGCUUUCAGUAGAAGAACAGAAACCACCACAAUAUUCACACUGUUUCAGGUGUUCACAACAUCUGACAGCUGAUCUACUGUAACAAAUAAUUCAUCAAGCUUACAUUUUAUGCUCAUUUAGACAAUCUUUAAAUUUGUUUUUACUGAGUUUAGAUAAAUUUAAUCAAAUCAACAAAACUGUUUUUACUCUAUAAGAAAUGAAUGAUGAUAAAUAAGUUUUCAUGUAUAAAAUCAACAACUGUGUUAGUUAGCGUUCUGUUCUUUUCUAUCCCCUUGAAUUUUAAUUCCUGUUGAAGAAGUGAAAGCUCAACUCUUGCUCUCCAGCCUGCACUGACUGUCACUGUUUGUGCUGUUAAAGGAUUCUACACUGACACAGGAAACACAGAAAACAUGUUUCAAUGAAACUUGCCGUUUGUAAAUGUGGAUCAGAGAUCAUGAAAGAAGAGAGGGAUCUGACAGGGUGCAGUCCAGCGCAGACUGGAAUAUAAUGUGCAAAGAUCCCCAUCUACUGGCAACACAGCAGCACUUACUUGUUUUAAAGCAACCAUGACAGAAUAACCCACUAAUUUGAUUUAAAUGUGUAUAAUUUUAUAAAUCUGGUCCAGGAAUGUUAUAGAAUAAGAGUGUUUGUUCAAAGCUGCAAUACUGUUAAUGUGUAUUUUUACAUGAUGUAUUAACAACAAAUAAAAAUAGAUAUCAGCAAUUCA